CCGACCGCCGACUCUCGUCAGGCUCCCAGAAUUAAACUUCGAGCAUUGGGUUCUAUUUGUUACCUCCAACUGUUGACCACAGGAAACACACAAAAGGCUACACUUGCUGACUUUUAGAGAGAGUACAGUAAAGGACUUGAAGGAAUUAAAUCUCUUGGGAAUGGAUCCUGUGUGAAAGCAAGAAGCUAUUGUGAUAAACAUGGCAUCUCACAGCUCCAAGAGGUGUGCGACUGUGAAGAAAAAGUUUGUUCUUAAGACGAAGCCACCUGAACCUGUGGUGGAAUACAUUACACCUGGGGGCUAUGAGCUGGAGAAGAUCCUUAACCGUGACUGCAUGGAGUACACUCACAUCAACCAGGUCUGGCCCAACGUCUGGAUUGGAGAUGAAGAGAGUGCCAAAGACAAAUACAACCUGAAGAAAUUGGGCAUGACCCACAUCCUGAAUGCAGCAGAGGGGACGUGGAAUAAUGUGGACACGGGAGCGGAGUACUACAGCGACAUGGACGUGAUCUACUAUGGGGUCGUGGCGGAGGAUACUCCAACCUUUGACCUUAGCCAGUACUUCUUUUCUGCAGCCCAGUUCAUCGACCAAACACUCAACAUACCUGAAAAUAAGCUGCUGGUGCACUGUGUGAUGGGGAGAAGUCGGUCAGCCACCCUGUUCCUGGCCUACCUGAUGAUCUGUAAGAACAUGACUGUGGUUGAUGCCGUGGACCACGUGAAGCGACGCAGGCGUAUCAUCCCCAACUGGGGCUUCCUGAAGCAGCUCAGGCAGCUGGACACUUACCUCUUAGAACAGAAGGACAAAGUGACGACUGUCAAGGGAAAAGGACAAGAAAAGGACAAGGAAAGAGAGGAGGAUGAAUAGAAGGAUCAAAUGUGAUCGAUGCACCCUGAGAAAAGGGAAAUGUAUUUCAUUUAGAUCAUUUGGUUCCACAAGAAAUGUGUACAUUGAAAAAAAAAGGUCAAACAAGUAGGUUUCCUAGUACUUCAAAAAUACUGUACUUCAAAUUUAAAAGAGUUAAAGUGGAUAUCCACAGUUCAAACAAAGCAAUAACAAAGCAACACUUCUGCCACUUGUUUUGGUAAACUGCUAAGGGAAGGGGCUCGAGACAUUUGAACACUCAAAUUCAGACAAGAGCUACAGAGCUGCUAUCUAAAUUCAACCUCUACAAAAAUGUCCAUUAAUUAAAAUCCACAUAAUUCACAUUUCCUGUUGCUGCAGGAUUAUUUUUUCUGUGAGAAGCAGGGUCAGAUGAAGAUCUUGUAUCCAUACAAGUAUACUGACAGACCAUCCAUGAAAUCAGAACGAGUUUUAACCAUGUUUUGAAGCAGUGUUAACAUUGACUUUUGUUUACAAACAUUUGGAGUAAAACAUGCUUAUAUUUUGGGUAGUAAUUGGGUACAACUAAGGUCAUGAGGCAUUUAAGUUAUAUUAUUCAAUAAUCCAUGGCUAUACAUCACACAGUGAAAAAAUUUAUGCAUCAACUGCAGAUUGCCUCUUUAAACUAAAUUCUCAAGUUUUAUAAAUAAGACAUUGCCUUGGCUUAGAAGUCUGUCGUUGAACAUUUUGAACUUCAAAUCUCCCAAUUAAUCUGAAGUUAAGUCAGUUGUCAAUAGAGUUAAAUCAUUGGAGUACAAUUGUGUGCAUGGUCAAUCCUAACUUAUUUUAUGCUAAAAUGUACACCAUUUUUAAGUGCCUGACAAAGGAGAAAGGCAUCAAUAAAAGACUGCUUGUUUGUGCACAUUUACAGUGGGAGACAUGGCUCCUACCCUACCAGCCAUUCUGUACAGGUAGAAAGGCUACAAAAGAGCAAUAUAGACAAAAACACAAGUUGCUUUUUACAUGCAAUCCGUUAGCUUAGUUUGGUCUAGUCACAUCCUCUAGUCUUAUCCACUUUAUAAAAUAUAAAUCCAACAUUUUAUAAAGAUAGAAAAAAAAAUCUACAGAUGGAAUGAAAAUGUUACUUUUUAAAGGCUUUAUGUAAAAUAUCGACUUUGGACUAAAUGUAUAUUUCUUUAUUAUUAAUAAUAAUCAUCAAUCAUUUAGUUGUUUUUUUAAAAUUCCGCCACAUUUCUCGACAUUUGUACACCUCUUUGAAAUGUUUUAGAAUCAGAGUCAGGGUACAAACACUAAGAUAUGCUUAGUUAUCUUGACAGAAAUCAGUCUUCUGUGUUAUAAAACAGAAAGCUGCCUCAAGGUAGGACAUCUGUU
Molecule: messenger RNA, 2215 nt
Organism: Oncorhynchus kisutch (coho salmon)
Lineage: Eukaryota; Metazoa; Chordata; Actinopteri; Salmoniformes; Salmonidae
Product: dual specificity phosphatase DUPD1
Exons: 4
Coding region: 200-868 (222 amino acids)
Biological process (GO): protein dephosphorylation; negative regulation of MAPK cascade
Cellular component (GO): cytoplasm
Molecular function (GO): MAP kinase phosphatase activity; protein tyrosine/serine/threonine phosphatase activity
Source: RefSeq, a predicted model, not a curated record